CGUGUUCAUCCAUGUGUUCAACAUCGCUGAGCGAAGUACACGAUUGGAUUUUCGACGAAAUUUCGAAGUUUCAAGGUGGUAUCGAUGUAAAGAGGCGUCCCGAUUGGAAAUACCAUUCGAAAUUAGAUCUCCGAAAAUGGACCCGAAGACCGAUUCGAUGAUCCCCGAUGGCACGGUCAGCCGUUCGAUCGAGAUCGGUCUCCGCGUGAUCGGCGUUUGGCCCGACUCGUCCUACACGGUCCUCCGCCGUGCCUUCUGGAUGAUCACUCUGGCAAUGGCGCAGACCUUUCAGUAUCGAUAUUUCGUCAUACACGUCCGCACGGACGACCUGUCGCAUCUGAUGGAUGGUCUGAGCACUACGAUGUCCUAUAGCCUCCUACUAUUGAAACUCACGAUAUUCUGGAUCAAACGACGGAUAUUCUACGACAUCUUGGCGAUGAUGGCUCGAGAUCGGAGCGAGUGCGUGAGCGAAUGGGCCGUCGGUUUGAUGUCAAAGACGAUCGAUAUCUCGCAUCGAUCGUCCAACUUGAUCAUCGGCCUCUAUUCGAUGUCGGUGUUUCUUUACGGCGCCGGUGUGCUUGUCGCCCAUCCUGACGAGCCCGAGGACCAGCUCACGACGAUGCCGCCGCGAGAGUUGUUUCUCAAGAUGGAGCUACCUUUCGAGUCCAAUGCUUCCCCUGCGUACGAACUCGUUAUGAUCACGCAGUUUUUCCAUCAACUUGCGGCAGCCACGAUAGUCGGCGUGCUUAACGCCCUAAUUGUCUCACUGAUUCUUCACGUAGGUGGGCAAAUCGAUAUAAUGUGUCGAGGGUUGGUAGAAAUCUCCUCAGGUGACGACACGUUCGACUUGCAAACCUCAACCAUCAAAGCUCUAAUACGUCAACAUCAGAGGAUUAUAGCUCUCUCGUCCGACAUUGAGAGAGUCUUCUCGUAUAUAGCUCUGAUGCAGUUCCUGUGGAAUACUUUAGUCAUCUGCUGUCUCGGAUUUCUAAUUGUGACCUCGAUCGGCAGCACGCAGGGAUCGACGACGUUGAUCAAAUCCCUUUUUUUUUAUGUCGUCAUUACUUUGGAAGCGUUUAUAUUUUGUUAUGCUGGAGAAUAUCUCAGCGCAAAGAGCAGAAUGAUCGGCGAUGCAGCUUACGAAGCGAAGUGGUACAGCUCGCAUCCCACGCAGAGUCGUAUUUUAUUGCUGUUGAUUUUGAGAUCGCAAAGAAAGUUAACUAUUACGAUCGGAAAAUUUAUGGAUCUCUCCCUAGAACGUUUCACAACAGUAAGAUGCACUUUCAGAACUAUGUUUUCCUUUGCUGUAUCUGAUAUAGGUUGUACGUACUUUGAAAGGAAAUACAAGUACACGUUGCCAAUUUCGAAUUCGACUUAUGAAUUAUCAAGAGACAAUAUAUUUUUACAAAUAGAGUUUAUGCUCAACUUUUUUGCUUUAUUACAUCCUUAUAUCAGUUUUGUCGAUAAAAGUAUAUCACAUUUUAGUAGCUGCUUUAUAAAAUACGACAAGUUUUACCUUCUUUCUUCUAGAUUAUUAAGGCAUCAGGGUCUUAUGUAUCCGUGCUGCAUGCUAUGUCCUGAAAGCCGUGUAUAGUUGAAGAGGCAAUGUACCCUCCGUGUUUUAUGUAGAUAUCGUGUUAUAAGAAACGCGAAUAUGUCUCGCAAAUUCUAGUAACUCAUUAACGUUCCACGAACGCGAAUGCCCUCAUGUAAGACUACUUCAAUACAUCUCAUUCGAUUCGAUAAUA
This is a messenger RNA of Solenopsis invicta (red fire ant), 1748 nucleotides long. Its product is annotated as odorant receptor 4. Gene Ontology annotation, molecular function: olfactory receptor activity; odorant binding. The record is from RefSeq and is a predicted model, not a curated record. Gene Ontology annotation, biological process: sensory perception of smell; detection of chemical stimulus involved in sensory perception of smell. The coding region runs from base 137 to 1594 and encodes 485 amino acids. The transcript is spliced from 5 exons. Gene Ontology annotation, cellular component: plasma membrane. Lineage: Eukaryota; Metazoa; Arthropoda; Insecta; Hymenoptera; Formicidae.